UUCCACGUUUUCCAAACAAAGCCUAUUAGUCUCACGUCUCAAGCCCUCUGUCUCGGCACUCAUUUCACAAAGUACUCUCUCUCUCUCUCAUGGCGGCCCUGAGAAAAAUCCCCAGGCAUAUUUUUGGCCAACUCUCACAGCAAAGCACUCUUGUUCCUCCGCCCUCUCUCUUCAUUUUCCGCAGAGGUAUCGCUUCCAAGCUUUUUGUCAAAGGACUAUCUUUUUACACUACAGAGAAGGGACUAUUAGAUGCAUUUUCCCAAUAUGGUCAAGUUGUUGAAGCUAAAGUUGUAAUGGAUAGAGUAUCAGACCGUUCAAAAGGCUUUGGUUUUGUGACCUUCGCAUCCAAAGAUGAAGCUGAGAAAGCCAAAAUGGAAAUGGAUGGAAAGGCACUGAAUGGACGUGUUCUUUUUGUGGACUACGCAAAGCCUCGAAGAUAUGAUGAUAGUGGGAUGCCGAUAGCAAGAGGUCCUCCGGAGCCAACCACAGACCUUUAAUUAUUCCUUCGAAGAUAUGAUUCUACUCAAAUGGUACAAGCAGAAGGUAUCAAAUACCAGUUCAAUUAGUUGCACUUUCUUAUCAUUGUUGCAAAUGCUCAAUGCUGAAUCGUCGUGAUUUCAGAUUUUUGCCACUGAAAUAUGGCAUAAUAAGCUUGUGCAACUUUGUGAAGCUCCGACAUUUUGGGCUAUCACAGGAGCAGUUUAUAGCUUAUGUUAUUCCUUGUAUUGGUUAUUAGAGAUAAACUGAAAAGGUGUAUAUAUUUAAUCCGGAUACAAGAUUCUGCUUUUGUAAAAAGUUACUCCUA
Messenger RNA from Rhododendron vialii, 805 nucleotides. RefSeq names its product small RNA-binding protein 11, chloroplastic. Gene Ontology annotation, molecular function: RNA binding. The transcript is spliced from 4 exons. The record is from RefSeq and is a predicted model, not a curated record. Lineage: Eukaryota; Viridiplantae; Streptophyta; Magnoliopsida; Ericales; Ericaceae. The coding region runs from base 90 to 497 and encodes 135 amino acids.